AUGAACGACCUGCCUCGCUGGCCGCGGUACCGGCCGAUCCGCGUGAUCGGUCAGGGCGGCUUCGGCACGGUGUACCUCUGCGUGGACACGGAGUCCACCAGCGCCAUGUAUGAGCAGGAGGUGGCUGUCAAGGCUGUCUCGCUCGGCGCCCUUUCCGAUGAAGAGGUGCUCAUGGUCAUGUCAGAGGUGUCGCUGCUGAAGAAUGUUGGCCACCCGAACAUCAUCACCUACUACGACUCGUUCCUGUACGAUGAUGAUGAGUCGGCGCUGCCACGGAAGGGCGGUGCCGCGCUUGUUCCACAGGCUGAUGGCGACGACAUCGCUGCAGCUGGGCCAGGCUUUCGAUCGCAGUGGCUCUGUCUUGUGACGGAGUACAUGGACGGCGGCGACCUUGCCGCCCUGCUGCGUCAGUACAGCGGUCAAGGGCUGAACAGCACCAAAGGUGUAUGCGAGGCCACAAGUUUGAGGACAGUGGACACGGCCGCCGCAGUGCGCAAGCGGGGCAGGUCUGCAGCUGCUUUAACAGACGACGCGGCUGCAUGGGCCAAUCAAGGGGAGGCGAGUGAGGGAGAUUGGGUAAGUCGCAGUCGACUACACCGCCAGCGCCUCGCAACGACUCUUCGCGCCGCACCGCGCCCACCAAUGCCGACGUCUGCCACGGCAGUGACGAAGGCAGCCGUGAUGCGGUGGGGUGGCCUCGACGCCUCCGUCGACCAGACAUGGAUGCCUGACGCCUCCGGGGCGGCGAUGCCCACCACCCCGCUUGGAGCCACCGACUUCGAGGCCGCAGAUGGGGCGACUCGUGGCAGUCGCAACGGCAUCCGAAUGCCCACUGCGGCUGCCAGUAAUACCACCGUUGGCUCUGCUGCCACUGGCGCGUCGCACCUCGCCAGCGUAAGCGGCAAGACCACAGUUCCCGCUGCCGGCCUCGCCUCCAAGUCGCUCGAGCCCCAGCUCCCGCCUCUGCCGAAUCAGCUGUGGGUCGAGUCCUUUCUCACCACGGAUAUUGCGAAACAGUGCCUCGACGCCUUGGCAUACCUGCAUGCCUUGUGCAUCGUCCACCGCGACAUCAAGCCGUCGAAUAUCUACCUCUCGAAGCGGGACGGCAUCGUCAAGAUUGGCGACUUCGGCGUGUCGAAACUGCUCCAGCCCGCAGAGCCCUUCACGACGACGUUUGUGGGGACCCCGUUUUACCUCUGCCCUGAGCUCUGCAUGGGCGACCCCUACUCCUUUGGUGCCGAUAUUUGGGCGCUUGGUGUGGUUCUGUACGAGCUCUACUGCCUGAAACUUCCCUUCACCUCCGACAACGUUCUGGGGCAGAUCUACGUCAUCACGGAAGGCACAUACGACACGGCCGCGCUGAGCACGCCACACGCCUUUGCAGAGCCCCAGCAGGCCGUGCUGGAGACGCUCUAUGGACCAUCCUUUCUCCAUUCCGAGCACCUGCUGCACUCCCUUGUGAUAAGCAUGGUCGGUAAAAUGCUUCAGGUUGAUCCUGCAGAGCGGCCCUCAGCCGAGGAGCUUCUAACGGGCGUGUUCGGCGCCGGCAGCACGUCACGGUGCGGCUCGAGCGCAGGUCUUCUUGCCUCGGUGGCGCCGACGCCGGUGCACCGCCCUCCGUCCACCUGCGUGCUAGCCCGUGGCUCCGUCUCCACGCCUCCGCAGCGUGGUCCAUUGUCGUCCGCUAUCAAACCCGAGGGAGUAGCGGCGGCCACGUCGCAAGGGCCGCCCAACCGUUUAGGCCCGUCAGCGAGUGAGCAGCACGCACAGUGGGCCGGCAGCCUCGUCGUGGCUGCGUCCAGUACGCUGCAGCAGGAGCAAGGGGCAUCUCACGUCUUCCUCACAGCUCCUGGGAGUCGCCGCGGCCGCGAGAGGAGAGACAAGGUGGUCAAUGGCUUCACCGAUGUGCACACCCCUCUCGCCGUCCGCGUGAAGACGUCUGUGGGGGACAUACUGCAAGGCAUGCCGUCCGCGCAGCGUGAGCGUCUCGGCAGCCGUGCAGCGGCAGAGGAGAGGGGUGAAAAGGAGGAGCUCUCGCGAGCCAUGCCGUCUGCGGCAUCGCCAAAUUCGACGUCUUCUCCGGUGCUCUCUCAUUCUACCGUGGAGGUCGGUGUGGGAAGCAACAGCGCCAGCCGACAAGCCGCGCUCUCGCCGAGCCUCGCAGGACUCGGGCGGGCAGAGGUGUUCGCGUUGCACGAGAAGCACAGCGGCAGUGCCGUGGGUGCUGAGCCGCCGUCGCUCGAGCUUGCUGAGCACACGGCUCUGCAGCUUCUCCCUGCAGUGCCGUUCCCGCUGGAGCUGCUUUACAGCGGUCUCGCCAGCAUCGGCGGCUCUGCCGUGAACAGCACAGGCGCGACUGGCGAGCAGCGUACAGUCGGAGACAAGGCAUCGGUGAAUUCUCCGCUAGGGGCGCAGGCCACGCAGCAAGCAUCACCACUAUUAUCUAUGUCGUCAGCUGACAGGCCGCCUGUUGGGUGCACCCACUGCGGCGAUGACGAUGCGCUGGACCACCCCAUCGGCUCGCAGACGCGCAGCGAGAUCAUGGCGCUGAUGGAAAACAUUCCAUGGCUCAAGAAUGCCGAAGUCUUUUCCGCCAUUCCGCUCUCCGCCGGCUGUGACAACGUCAUGCUGGUUGAGCGCGCGAAUCGCAGCUCCGUGUCUGCAAGCGGCGACGACGGUGCGGUGAGCUCUGUCACCGACAACACAGCAGCCGGCGGCUCCGAGGAGAGGGCAGAGGGUGCUGCGCCGGCGUCGAAGGGUUCGCGCACCGCGGCGCACCAGCGGCAGUCGCAGCUGCCGUCGCCGUUGCGGUCACCGCACAGCCCGGGAGCUGUCACGGAGGACAUGCGGAUGUCCUCGCGUCCCCUGCUGCCUGUAUGUCGCGCCGGGGCCGUGCCUCCCACGGCCCCCCGCAUCGAAGUGAAAACGGUCAGCGGCACGACCAUCACCAUGGGAGGCAGCCGCCGCCCUCCUAGCUCGCGAUCCCCUUUUCAGCGAGGCGCCGCCGGAGCUGCGGACAUGGCCGAGGCGGAGAGCACACAGUCAGCGUCGCAGCGCCGCGUCUCAGGCGGGCUCACUGCUGUGACUGGGCAGCCGCCGGGCACCCCAGCUGCCCCGCUCCGUCAACGUGUGUCGGUGACUGCUUUGUCCAUGACAGCACUAACAAGCAUGCCAACGCCGCCAGCCUCGCGGCCGGACAAGCCGCAGAUGACACAGGAUGUCCGUGGCUCUGCGUGUCCGUCGCCGUCGCUGCAACCGAGCAGGGACGCGGACAGGCAGCCGACAGUGGUCACAGUGGUAAGCAAGGGCGCAUCUGCCUCGCACCCGCGCCUGUUCUCAUCCUCCGAUCUUGAGCCCACAGUGGGCAAUGCCGCCAGUGAGGCGCGGCUGCGCCCCUUCAGCGCCUCCCAAAUACGUGCUACAGCGAUGACAUCGGCGAGCGGGGCCGCGCGACCCACCCCCAAGGGGCGCUCUCCCGGUCACUGCGAGGGUUACUCCACCACUGAGCUGGAGGCUCUCCUACAGGCGAAGUUGUCAACACACUAUCAGCGGCGGCAGCGGCAGCUGGGCGUGCUGCGAGCGCAGCAUGCAGCACAGGAGGCUGCUAAGGCCGCAGCCCGCGCAAAGCUGAAGGCGCUGUAUGAUGAAGUCUUUGUUUCUCGACUCGGCCCAGCGUCGUCGGACGCAGCCUGCACCGCUAUGUACCACUCCGGCGGCAUCAUAGACGGCCCUUCAGAGGUGCCGGAUGAGUUUGUCGCCUACGCCGACGAGCGCUCGAGGGCCGCGAGUGAGUCAGGCGACAGCGGAGAUCAUUUCCCGGGCGAUGGCGCCAUGGCGGCACCAGUAGUACGCACAGCGACGCAGCUGCCCGCGCUGGAGGCGGACGUGUGGGCAAAAGACGCGCUUGUGGCGGUGCUCUCAACGAAGGACGCGGCGUCCCCGACGCCUCCGUCGGUCCCGUCCUCGCAUGGCUCGCCGCUGCCUUUUUCCGUCGACGCCACGGCGCGGCAGGCCGAGACGGAGGAGUCGGUGCUGCGAGCUCUCUCCACUCUCUACGCUCGCCCUGUUGAGAUACCAGCGACGACUGUGCCCGGUACUGGAACGCUCAUGGACGGUGGCGAUGACAGCAAGGACUGGCUCGCGGCGACCCCCGCGGCGCGUCGUAUCCGCGAGGCCGCGUCGCUGGCGGUUGCCGUGGAGCAUCAGUGCGCUGCCUUUCGCCGUGGCAAGGAGCCUGCAAGAUUGCGCGUUGCUCCACCGUGGCGGCCACCGCGCGACUCACGCGACGUGCCGGGUCUCUGGGAGACGUCCUCGGCGGAGGAGGAGACCGAUGCGUCAGCACGUGGCCGACUGGGGUGCCCCGCGCCAGCAAGUGUGCGAGAAGAGGUGCGGUGGCGUUGGAGUGCGCCGCCUUCUGACCUGGAUGACACGGCAGGGACGUCGUCCGAGGACGAAGAAAGGGAGGCGUUGUUGUCGAGCACUGCUUCCUCAUCAGCUGUGUCUUCGUUAUCCACAUCGUUGUCGUCGUCAUCGACGUCGUUGGCGUCGGCGUCUGGGGCCGAUACUCCUGGUACACCUGGGCAAACUUCAAAGACGCCCUCCAUUACCGCGCCACCAGAAGCGGAUGUACAGCAGCGCCUACCAGGUCGGAAACUCGCGCGUAGCGGGAGCGAGCUGGGCGGUGGCGUGAUUGGCUCGCGACGUAGCCCUGACGAUGCCCAUGCUGGGGAGCCGCAUCCAUCUUCGCUGCUGGGAUCGCCCAUGUCUCUGGGGCUCGACGGCGUUGACGGUGGGAUCAGGGGUAGACACGCACGCGACGACGGCACGCCUGGGGCGUCUUUGAAUACGUCGAGUCUCGCGGACGCUUCGGCGAAGGCGGCAGCGGAGGCGGGUGACGAAAAGGGCGAGACGGACUCGGCCUCUGCAAGCUCAUCCUCGACUACAUCCUCCACCUCAUCGGGAUCGCACUCCUCUGCCGGUCACAGCUCCCGUGCUUUGCGUCACCCGCACCGCAGCAAGGGUGAGGCGCGGCAUGACGUGAGCAGCAGCUCACACGAUGAUGGCAGCAGCGCCGAAAACAGCAGCAACAGCAGCAGCAGCUCAGACGAUGCGCCAUCCUCGGCAUCGCAGACGGCAUUUUUUUCAUUUCACAGCUUUGGUAGCGCCGCGUCCUCGACGGACACCAACGGCAAAGAUGCAGAACCACGCGCGGCAACGAGGAGGACGGCGAGCGACGGCGACGAGGACAUGUCGUACACGUAUACGGUGCAGCUGGAUGCGGUGACUGGGCGGCGCCACUUCGAAUACGUGUGCCCCGUGACAGUGGAGAUGGUGGGAGCUUUGCCAGGCGGUUGUCGCGUCGUGUCGGCAGUAGCGGCCUUGCACGCUCUGGACUCCGCCACGGCGGGCUCUUUGCCCGCAACGCAGGUGCCCUCUAGCGGGCAUUGCGGCAUGAAACACGGCAGUGAUGGGCUGGCGCCGCGAGUGCUAACAGCGGAGGCGCCGACGGAUUUGCCCGCGACGCCGAGGCCGCACGAGGGCAUUGACGAUAGGACAGCCGCGAGUGGCGGCAUCAGCAGCUGUCUCGGCCAAGACAAGGCAUCCCUGUUCGAUGGAGAGUACUAUAUCAUGUGGCAGGAGGACGGUGGCUUCGGCGCUGCCCCCGCCUUGCCACCAACACAGUCUGANCNUNUCAUCCCACCAACUCCGGAGUAG
Messenger RNA from Leishmania mexicana MHOM/GT/2001/U1103, 5715 nucleotides. RefSeq lists its product as hypothetical. Lineage: Eukaryota; Euglenozoa; Kinetoplastea; Trypanosomatida; Trypanosomatidae. Gene Ontology annotation, molecular function: protein kinase activity; ATP binding. The coding region runs from base 1 to 5715 and encodes 1904 amino acids. Gene Ontology annotation, biological process: protein phosphorylation. The transcript has a single exon. The record is from RefSeq and is a predicted model, not a curated record.